This is a messenger RNA of Lampris incognitus (smalleye Pacific opah), 4057 nucleotides long. It is a transcript of the gene mthfd1l, whose product is annotated as methylenetetrahydrofolate dehydrogenase (NADP+ dependent) 1 like. Gene Ontology annotation, molecular function: formate-tetrahydrofolate ligase activity; methylenetetrahydrofolate dehydrogenase (NADP+) activity; ATP binding. Gene Ontology annotation, cellular component: cytosol. Bases 113 to 3070 code for a protein of 985 amino acids. Lineage: Eukaryota; Metazoa; Chordata; Actinopteri; Lampriformes; Lampridae. The record is from RefSeq and is a predicted model, not a curated record. Gene Ontology annotation, biological process: tetrahydrofolate interconversion. The transcript has 28 exons.
CUUGCUACGCACCUUCCUGCCAGGCUGCGCUACAUCCCCAUCACUAGCGCAGCUUCCGCCUCCAGUUCGGACGCCAGCUAUCAAAAGUACGAACGCGCACAUCUCACACGUCAUGAAGUUGUCCGUACUUCGCCAUGCUUGUCGCGGUCUUCCGAUAGCUCACGUCCACCACCACCACCACCAUCAUCGUCAUCAUCAUCACCUCCGUCCCAGUACCGGAGCAUUGGAUUUCGCUCAGAGGAGAUGCCUGGCGGCGGGUCCGAGUGGAAGCCGGCCGGUGGUCCGGACGGCGACCACGGCAACCGGCGGCGCGAGCUCAAAAGUCGCCCCGAGGUUUGGGACGCGGCCAGCCAAAGAAGAAGACGGAAUCGGCUGCGAGAACUCAGUGAGGCAAAUAGUUCAGCGCUCCAAGGAGGCGAUGGUGGCUUUCCAAAGAGGAACCCAAUCAGCGCUUCAGCCUAUGUUAGCCAUCAUACAGGCAGGUGAGGAUGAUGGCUUGCUGGAGGUCAAUAAGAAGAUUGCAAGGAAGAUUGGCUUGUAUGUCAUGCAGAUCUGUCUGCGUAAAGACUGCACUGAGGAUGAGAUUUUAGAGGAGGUGUUGAAACUGAACGAGGACCCCAAGGUGCACGGGGUCUACCUCCACCUCCCACCCAGCUCCUUGACCAACAGGGUGCUCAACACACUUAAACCUGAGAAGGAUGUGGACAGUAUGUCAGAUCUGAACAUGGGCCGUCUGGUAAGGGGGGAUUUCAGCCAAGGCUUUGUGCCACCCAUGGCCAGUGCUGUCAUGGACCUGCUGGAGAGACAUGAUGCUCCUUUAGAAGGGAAAACAGUGUUGCUGGUUGGUGUUGAAGGACCCCUCAGGGUGUCUCUACAGUGCCUGCUGCAGAGAAGAGGAAUGAUAGCACUCAACAGUCAAAGGAGCUCCGAGAGUCUUCAGGAACAGGUGAUGCAGGCAGAUGCUGUGGUCCUCUUGGGGCUGGGCCAAAUGGAUGUCCCUCCCACCUGGGUGAGACCAGGGGCUGCUGUCAUCCAUUGUGACCCAGCGUUGACAACAGAUGAGACGUCCUCACAGCCUGGGCUUUCACACCUCAUUGCAGCUUAUAGGAUGCAGAACGUGGUAUAUGCAAGCAGCCGCUGGCUCCAGGCGCAGCAGUACAGACCCUGGAGACUGUGCAGUCUUAAACUCCAGCCCCUCUCCCCCGUACCCAGUGAUAUAGAGAUAUCCAGAGCCCAGACUCCAAAGCCAGUCGACCAGCUGGCUGAGGAGAUUGGCCUGCUUCCAGAAGAGCUGGAGGCCUACGGAAAGACCAAGGCCAAGGUCCAACUCUCCUUGCUAGAUCGCCUCCACUCACAGCCCGAUGGGAAAUACGUACUGGUGGCAGGGAUCACUCCCACUCCGCUCGGCGAGGGCAAGAGCACAGUGACCAUUGGCCUUGUUCAAGCCCUGUCUGCACACCUCAAGCUCAACUCCUUCGCUUGUCUCCGACAGCCCUCCCAGGGACCCACCUUUGGGGUCAAAGGGGGUGCUGCAGGAGGCGGAUAUGCCCAGGUCAUCCCUAUGGAGGAGUUCAACCUUCAUCUGACGGGUGACAUUCAUGCCAUCACAGCAGCCAACAAUCUUGUGGCAGCAGCUAUUGAUGCCAGAAUGCUCCAUGAGGCAACCCAAACAGACAAGGCACUAUACAACCGUCUGGUUCCUGCUGUGAAUGGAGUCAGGCGGUUCUCACCCAUCCAGAUCGCCAGACUACGUCGGCUGGGCAUCAGUAAAACAGACCCUGGCUCUCUUACAGCUGAGGAGGUCAGCUCCUUCGUCCGUCUCGAUUUUGACCCCUCCAAGGUCACCUGGCAAAGGGUUGUUGAUACCAAUGACCGUUUCUUGAGGAAGAUCACAGUGGGCCAGGCAAGCACAGAGAAGGGGCAACUAAGAGAGACCGGGUUCGAUAUUGCGGUGGCCAGUGAGAUCAUGGCCAUCCUGGCCCUGGCUGACGGUCUUGGGGACAUGAAGAACAGACUGGCACGCAUGGUGGUGGGCACCAGCCGCUCAGGACAGCCUAUCACCGCCGAGGACCUGGGAGUGAGUGGGGCACUGGCCGUAUUAAUGAAAGAUGCCAUUAAACCCACACUGAUGCAGACCCUAGAGGGUACGCCAGUGUUUGUCCACGCCGGGCCCUUCGCCAACAUCGCCCAUGGCAACUCCUCAGUGCUGGCAGACAAGUUGGCUUUGAAGCUGGUCGGUCACGAUGGCUUUGUGGUGACUGAAGCUGGCUUUGGAGCAGACAUUGGAAUGGAGAAGUUCUUCAACAUCAAGUGCCGGGCUUCAGGGCUGAGGCCCGACGUGGUGGUGCUGGUUGCGACCGUCCGAGCACUAAAGAUGCAUGGAGGUGGCCCCAAUGUCUCAGCGGGUGCUCCUCUUCCUAGAGAGUACAUAGAUGAGAACUUGAGCCUAGUGACGGGCGGUUGCCAUAGCAAUCUAAGAAAGCAGAUCCAGAUAGCCCAUCUGUUUGGCGUACCAGUGGUGGUGGCAGUCAAUGUCUUCAAAACAGACACUCAGGCAGAAAUUGACCUGGUGUGUCAGAUCACCAAAGAGUAUGGUGCGUCUGAUGCUGUACCUUGCCAUCACUGGGCACAGGGCGGACGGGGCUCUAUAGAGCUGGCCCAAGCUGUAAAGGAAGCUACCAGCAGACCCAGCAACUUCCAGUUCCUCUACCGCCCAGAGGUACCCAUAGUGGAGAAGAUCAGGACGAUUGCUCAGAAGGUGUAUGGGGCUGAUGACAUUGCGCUAUCCCCAGAGGCCAAGGCCAAGAUAGAUUACUACAACCAACAGGGCUAUGGCACACUGCCCAUCUGCAUGGCCAAGACGCACCUGUCCCUCUCUCACAUGCCUGAAAAGAAGGGCGCCCCCACCGGAUUCACCCUGCCAAUUAGGAGCGUCCGUGCCAGCAUUGGAGCUGGCUUCAUCUAUCCACUAGUGGGCACGAUGAGCACUAUGCCUGGCCUGCCCACCCGACCAUGCUUCUAUGACAUCGACCUCGACCCCAUCACUGAGGAGAUCAGUGGGCUCUUCUGAGCAUGCUCCAGCUGAAGAUAACACUAUCGAUUCCUGGCUCCAAUCUCAGGCUCCUCAACAGAACAAGGCCGUGCCAUCAAACCCAACCAUCCCCAGUACUUUGUGUCAAGUCUAAAUUCAAGUGUAUUUAACGCGUUGCCAUAUUUGCACAUCAGUGUUGGCGGACAAAUGUGGCCGGCUGCAGGACUUUUUCCUGUCACGAUGACGUCAGUGCAUGUUUGCGCCAAAUACUACUACUACUACUUUUGGCUGCUCCCGUUAGGGGCCGCCACAGCGGAUCAUCCAUUUCCGUUUAUCUUACUGUUCGAACGCAAAACUAAUGUCGCCUUAGAAAUAUUUUUAAUGGUGCUUUUAAAGUUACUGAAUUUUUAUGCGUGUCUUAAUGAGGUUUGAACUUCCUUUAUUCCUGAACCAAAGUUCUUGUCACAUGCUCAGAUGGCCAUAGCUGUGUUUACGUAACCUCUGGUGCCCUAACUCCAACGUUUACUGCACUACCUCAGUGAAUUUAAUAGUGUUUGCUAACGCUUGCUUAUUAUACCCUGCUAACGUGUUCAUCGAUGAAAGUUAAACGUGUCGGUUCAAGGCAGUGAAGGUCAGAUUUUUCAAAGACCGCCGUGCGUCCACAUUCAGAUUGGAAAAAAACGUGUAUUCAUAUCUAUCGUCUCAAUAAUGUGCCUCUCUGUGGUUUCCUCAUUGAGGAAUUCUCAUCACAAUGACUGUGAAGACUACAAGCUGUAUUAAAACGAGUGUAACCGUGUCCGUGGUUUAAGUCACUAGCCAUUUUACCAUACGGAGACAUUUAGAACAGUAAUUGAAAGCCUUAACAGCAUCGCAAAGUGAAACACACACUACAGCAACACGUCCGCUCUGAGGACACAUUUUAAUGACGCUUUUGGUGAUUAUGUUACUGUAGCAGAUUAAAAUCUGUGGUUUUAUUUUUCUGAUCCAAACAUACUGUGCCUUUUAAAAAUAAACCUUUUUAUUUAC